AUGAAGACAUUAAUGAAUAUGAUGAUGUCUCAAAUGUCUCAAAUUGGCAAGUUGCAAUCCCAAAUGGAGAACCUACAAGCCCAAAAUCAAGAAGGAGGCACUCAAGGAUCUACACAAGCCUCAUCUUCUAGUGGUAGACUUCCGGCUAACACCGAAAAUCCUAGAAAUCAUGUAAAUGUCAUCACCACUAGAAGUGGAAAAUCUUUGAAGGAUCCACCUUUUCCUUCUAAUGAUCUUACACUUGAAGAAGAUGUUAAGAAAGAUGAAGAUGAACAAAGGCCAAUUGAAGAGGAAAUUGAAAAAAUUCUUGAGGAUGAAAAUGAAUGUGAGCCUCUAAUUCAAAGAAACAAAUCAAAAGGGAAGGAGCCAAUUCAAGAAGGAAGCAACUCAAGUAAGAAGAAUGUGAACAAGAGCAAGCAAAUAGAUGACUCGGUGAUUCUUUGCAACUUGUUUCCAUUUCCACAAAGGUUGUGGAAAACAAAAGAAACCGAGAGAGAAAACAAGUUUAAAACAAUGCUUGAUAAGUUGGAGAUUUCUAUGCCCUUUGUGGAAGCCAUUACUCAAAUACCUUCAUACAAAAAAUUCUUGAAGGAUAUUUUGAGUAACAAGAAGAGAUUGGAGAAGAGUGCGGUAGUGGACCUUAGUGAGGGAGCUUUGACAUGUGCCGUUCUCCAAAAGAAUUUGCCUCCUAAGUUGAAAGAUCCGGGAAGUUUUUCUAUCCCUUGCAUUGUUGGAGGAUUUGUGGUGAGCCAUGCUUUGUGUGAUCUUGGGGCUAGUGUGAGCCUUAUGCCAUACUCUCUAUGCAAGAGGCUCAAUCUUGGAGAGCCCAAGCCCACUACCAUGACACUCCAAAUGGCGGACCGUUCCAUCAAGCGCCUGGUGGGAGUUCUUGAAGAUAUCCCGGUCAUGAUUGAUCAAUACUACAUCCCGGGAGAUUUCAUGAUUCUUGACAUAGAGGAGGAUGCCAAGGUUCCAAUAAUCCUUGGUAGGCCAUUUCUAGCCACCGCCGGGGAAAUCAUAGAUGUCAAAAGAGGGAAGCUUGUGAUGGAGGUAGCCAGCCAUAAAAUUGAGUUUGACAUCUUCAAGAUGGCCAAACACCAACCUUCUUACAUUGACGAGUGCAACAUGGUGGAAGCCAUAGAAGAAUGUGUUGGAGAGGUGCUUGGGAUUGGAGGAGAUAACCAAGGAAGCUCUCUUGUGGGAAAUUUCUUUGAAAAGUUGGGAGAGUGCACCCAAAUCAAGGUAGACCUUGGCAUGCAAGAGUGGAGAAGCAACUUUGAAAACAUGACGGGAGCUCUUGCCAUUCUUGAACCCCUUGGAGAGGAGCAUGCCCCAAAGGUAGAAUUAAAACCUUUACCUCCAAAUCUCCGGUAUGCUUUUCUUGGCUCUAACUCUACUUACCCGGUGAUUAUUAAUUCUUCUUUGCACAACGAUGAAAUUGAUAAAUUGCUUAAUGUGCUUAGAAAACAUAGGAGGGUAAUUGGGUACACAAUUGGGGAUUUGAUUGGCAUUGAUCCUAAGUAUUGCGUGCAUAGAAUCUAUUUAGAGGACAAUGCCAAGCCCAUUGUGGAGCCUCUUAGGAGAUUGAAUCCCAACUUGAAAGAUGUGGUAAAGAAAGAGAUUCUAAAGUUGCUUGAGGCCAACAUUAUAUACCCUAUUUCGGAUAGCAAGUGGGUUAGUCCCAUACAUGUUGUUCCGAAAAAGAGCGGUAUAACGGUCAUUGAAAAUGAGAAUAAUGAGUUGAUUCCUACUAGACUUGUUACCGGGAACCGAAUGUGCAUUGAUUAUAGAAAAUUGAACAAGUCUACUAGGAAGGAUCACUACCCCCUCCCAUUUAUUGACCAAUUGCUUGAAAGAAUGUCCAAAAACGAAUAUUUUUGCUUCUUAGAUGGAUUUUCAGGAUAUUUUCAGAUUUCUAUCCACCCAAGGACCAAGAGAUGA
Messenger RNA from Ipomoea nil (Japanese morning glory), 1941 nucleotides. RefSeq lists its product as uncharacterized. The transcript has a single exon. The record is from RefSeq and is a predicted model, not a curated record. The coding region runs from base 1 to 1941 and encodes 646 amino acids. NCBI's taxonomy places the organism in Eukaryota, Viridiplantae, Streptophyta, Magnoliopsida, Solanales, Convolvulaceae.